This is a messenger RNA of Sorex fumeus (smoky shrew), 1218 nucleotides long. Its product is annotated as fumarylacetoacetate hydrolase domain-containing protein 2A. The transcript is spliced from 8 exons. Gene Ontology annotation, molecular function: hydro-lyase activity. The record is from RefSeq and is a predicted model, not a curated record. The coding region runs from base 159 to 1100 and encodes 313 amino acids. NCBI's taxonomy places the organism in Eukaryota, Metazoa, Chordata, Mammalia, Eulipotyphla, Soricidae.
GGCGCCUCCGCGGUGCAGCGGGUGCUGGUGCCCAGCGGUGGCGGCGCUAGGACGUGGUGCCGGCGUCCCCGCGCCCGCUGACCUUGGACCCUGGCCCCGCGAGCCCUCGCCCGACAGCGCAGGCGCCUGGCAGGACCAGCGCCGGCGGCCAGGCUCCGAUGCUGGUCUCCGGAAGAAGGGUGCUUACAACUCUGCUACGGACCCAGAGGUGGCGCUACCAACCAGCCAGGGACAUGCGACUGGUACAGUUCCAGACAGCCCACCUGAAGGGACCGCACCUGGGCCUGGAGUCAGGGAAUGGCGGCGGGGUCAUCAACCUCAAUGCCUUUGAUCCCACACUGCCCAAGACGAUGAUGGAGUUCCUGGAGCAGGGAGAGGCCACAUUCUCCAUAGCAAAAAGGGCCCUGGGUGCCCAGCUGCCAGUCCUAGCACGGUCAGAGGUGACCUUCCUGGCUCCAGUCACACGGCCAGACAAGGUGGUGUGUGUGGGCAUGAAUUAUGUGGACCACUGCAAAGAGCAGAACGUGCGCGUGCCCAAGGAGCCCAUCAUCUUCAGCAAGUUCGGCAGCUCCAUCGUGGGCCCCUACGACGACAUCCUCCUCCCUCCUGAGAGUCAGGAGGUGGACUGGGAGGUGGAGUUGGCUGUGGUCAUUGGAAAGAGAGGCAAGCACAUUAAGGCCACAGAUGCCAUGGCUCAUGUGGCUGGUUUCACUGUAGCACAUGACGUGAGUGCUCGUGACUGGCAAAUGAGACGCAAUGGAAAACAGUGGCUUCUGGGAAAAACCUUUGACACCUUCUGCCCCUUGGGCCCUGCCUUGGUGACCAAGGAUAGUAUAGCAGAUCCACACAACUUGAAGAUCUGCUGUCGGGUGAAUGGGGAGGUAGUCCAGAGCAGCAAUACCAACCAGAUGGUAUUUAAGACGGAGGAGCUGAUAGCCUGGGUCUCCCAGUUUGUCACUCUUUACCCUGGGGAUGUCAUCCUGACUGGGACCCCUCCGGGUGUUGGUGUAUUCAGGAAACCUCCUGUCUUUCUCAAGAAGGGUGAUGAAGUCCAAUGUGAGAUAGAAGAAGUAGGUGUCAUCAUCAACAAGGUGGUGUGAUGGUUUCUGCUACAGGCCCAGGACUUAGGACACGAGGUGAAGGCACUUGUUCAGGGGGCCCAGAAGGGAGAAGCAACAGAGCCCUUCCCUCAAUAAACUUAUCAGGCCAAAGCAGCAA